UCAAAAAUGGCGCUUCAAUCUGCAUUUCGUGAAAGACUGGAGCAUAUGGAAGUCACCCGAAACCAACGACUCUCUCUCCUCCAGUCGGAGAAAGAGCUUCAGACAAUCAAAUCUCGAGAUUUAGCGUCAAAGUUGUCUAAUAUCAGAUCAAUGGAGCAGCGCUGCUUAAAGCUUGAUUGUAAAAUCGCUUCGCAACACCUGGCCAUUUCCUCCCUCGAAUCAGAGCUCCACCGCCUGGACUCCGUUUAUGCUGAAAUUCUUCAAAAAAUUAGAACCUUAAAACUUGAGGUGGAAGAGAUGGAGGAGUUAGAGAAAGAGAAAGAAAGCUAUUAUAACUCACAAAGUCAGGAGCUGGAGGAGUUUAAGGCAGAAGUGGAUAGUCACAUAGGCAAUUGUCAAUUACAAAUCCAGGAACUGAGAACUCAGGCUAAUGAGCUGAAGUCAAGCUUCUCAAAACUUCAAGGCAGUCUUAACUAUUCAACUAAUUCAGAGAUUUCCCAAGCUGAGACCAAGAAAGCUGAACUUUUGGGUGAGAAAGAGCGCUUGGACAAAAUUUUGGCUUCAAAUUAUCCAGUAAGAGACCAGCUGAGGAAACAACUUCAGAACAUAUUGGCAGACCAAGAACAGAAGAGGAAGCCAUGAAUAAAUCCAUUUCGAAAGAACAAUGUUAUGGGAGUAAACUAGAUAUUCCAAUUGUAUAUUCCAAUCCCAUCUACCAUCAUUUAGAAAAAGAGUGAGACAUAAAUAAAUAGUUUAUAUAAGGAUACAACUAAAUGCUAACUAGAAUAACAUUGAAGGCAAAGAAAUGGAAAGAAUCAAUAAGCCCUCUUUAAUUACUUUUGUCUUGCUUGUGGUUCCCCUUAAAUCCCCAACCACCAU
Molecule: messenger RNA, 879 nt
Organism: Coffea eugenioides
Lineage: Eukaryota; Viridiplantae; Streptophyta; Magnoliopsida; Gentianales; Rubiaceae
Product: centriolin
Exons: 4
Coding region: 7-642 (211 amino acids)
Source: RefSeq, a predicted model, not a curated record